Molecule: messenger RNA, 601 nt
Organism: Hermetia illucens (black soldier fly)
Lineage: Eukaryota; Metazoa; Arthropoda; Insecta; Diptera; Stratiomyidae
Product: endocuticle structural glycoprotein SgAbd-2-like
Exons: 2
Coding region: 146-541 (131 amino acids)
Cellular component (GO): chitin-based extracellular matrix
Molecular function (GO): structural constituent of chitin-based larval cuticle
Source: RefSeq, a predicted model, not a curated record
AGCAUAAUUAAAUAUGUUGCGGAUCCGUAGUCAACAGUAAACAGGCCUUUCUCGAAUUCCAUAUAAAAGACCAUACCAUCCGGUUCACCAUCAUCAGUUACCUACUACCUUUUCACCUUCGAAGACAUCUUAAGUCACAGUCACAAUGUUCAAACUUGCCGCUUUUGCUGCUGUAGCCAUUGCGUUGGCUGUUGCCCAACCACCACAACAACGCCUCAGUCCAGAGGGUGCCGCUGAAAUCAAAAUUUAUUCCAGCGAUCUGAACCCCGAUGGAUCAUAUCAAUAUUCAUAUGACACAACCAAUGGAAUAGCCGCUCAAGAGCAAGGGGUAGGCGCUGUUCGGGCUCAGGGAGGUUUCUCAUACACUUCACCUGAAGGAAUCCCAAUCCAAGUUGCUUACACUGCUGACGAAAAUGGAUUCCAGCCACAAGGCAAUCACUUGCCUCAAAUUCCAGAAGCUAUCCUUAGAGCUUUGCAAUGGAAUGCCGCCCACCCAGAACAAGAUGACCCACAAUACGAGAUCAACUCAAGACGUCUUUAAUUUGUUGGUUGGAUUUGAUAGUUGUGUAUAUACUUAAAUAUAUUUAUUAAUUUUUGUUGA